UUGCUUUUUUUUCUAUCUCUAAAAAGUGGCCCAUAAGGUAGCAAAAAGUGGGUAAUUGUGUGUAGGUGUGUAUCGUCGAGCUUUUUUUUCACCGGAAGUCAGGUUUACACUUCCCGCGAAAUCGAAUACACACCGCGGGAAUCUGAAACCUUUAGCCAAUGAAAUUACAGCACUGUACAAUCAGCCGCGAUUCCCGCGAAAGUAAGGAAAACUGCGGAAAUUGCACAAGUAACGUAGAAGAAGAAGACGACUUCAAGGAUAGAAGAUUGAAGACAGAAGAAGACGGGUUGGAAAUCAUAACAUUUUUACAAACACCGACCUCUGCAUCCAUCAGAGCCAUUAUGUCCAUAAGGAGGAGGAGGAAAAAGCCUAUAGACGAUGCAAAGACAUACAUUCUGUCUUGCACUGACAAGGAUGGGUUUAUGCCGAGAUUCAUUGACCAUUACAAAGGAAGAGGAGUGUUUGCCACACAACCCAUUGAACCCGGGGACUUCGUGUUGGAGUACAGGGGUAAACUCCUCACACAGGAGGAAAGCAAGUCAAGAAAAUACUCAGAGAUUGAAAGCACAUUUCUCUUUGACUUUCAGUGGCAGAAUCAUCACUUAUGCCUGGAUGCAUCGCAAGACGAUUUUUCUCUAGGACGUUUGGUCAACGACAACCACCAAAAUCCGAAUUGCGUUAUGAAAAAAAUCAUAGUUGACAACAAACCACAUUUGUGCCUAUUUUCUCUGAAGAAAAUAGAAAUAGGAGAUGAAAUUGAUUACAACUAUGGUGAUUCAAAAUGGCCUUGGCGCAGUAAGUUGAAAAAAACCCAAGCUCCUGCUGCCGCAGUAGAGAAUGAGACCAGCCCUGUUCUUCAGAUGCUAAAUGAUGGACCAAACCCAGAUCAGACCUGCUCAGAGGUGAAAGGCCUUCAGACUCCUGAUGCAGCUGAAGAGAAUGAGACCAGCCCUGUUCUUCAGAUGCUAAAUGAUGGCCCAAACCCAGAUCAGACCUGCUCAGAGGUGAAAGGCCUUCAGACUCCUGCUGCCGCAGUAGAGAAUGAGACCAGCCCUGUUCCUCAGAUGCUAAAUGAUGGCCCAAACCCAGAUCAGACCUGCUCAGAGGUGAAAGGCCUUCAGACUCCUGCUGCAGCAGUAGAGAAUGAGACCAGCCCUGUUCCUCAGAUGCUAAAUGAUGGACCAAACCCAGAUCAGACCUGCUCAGAGGUGAAAGGCCUUCAGACUCCUGAUGCAGCUGAAGAGAAUGAGACCAGCCCUGUUCCUCAGAUGCUAAAUGAUGGACCAAACCCAGAUCAGACCUGCUCAGAGGUAUUUACUGUCCAAGGAUUUUCACUGGUUGAUUAUCCAGAUAGUGAUGAAACUGAUGAGGAUGGUAUGGAAAACGAACCUCCCACCCCACACCUGGAUGUUAUUAUAGGGCAGAAUGAUAUUGGCCCAGAUGUUUCAGAUCAUUUGUACAAUUCAGAUGAAACUGUUGUGAAAGAAACUUGUGAUGAGGCUUCUUCAAGCAACCAUUCCAACAAUGAAUCGGAUGAUGAACUUGUUCCACGGCUGAGACGCACAAAAAGCAUUCUGAUGGAUAGAGUACAAGAUUUUACACACGGUCUCCAUGAUUCAAGUAGUGACAGUGCAGAGGAGACUCCUUUUUUUAAUCCUGAAAGGGUUUCACAGAAGCUGAGAAGAAGGUCUUGCCGUCCCAUUCAGAUGAAUCUCGUGGAAUCAGAUGACUCAAACUUAGGUAGCGAAGAGGAGUAUAUUCCAAAUCCCAGGGAUGAAAGCACAGAAAGUGAUAGCAGUAUGGAAUUAACCCUGGAAAAGGAAAAAAAGAAGAAAGGUGCAUCAUCCGGUAAGAGCAAGUUUAAGCCCAGAGAAAGAAGUAGAUCCUCCCGAGAGAGUGGAAGCGAGUCCUCCAGACAGAGCAAGUCUAAGCCCGGGGAAAGUGGAAGUAGAUCCUCACGAAAGAGUGGAAGCGAGUCCUCCAGACAGAGCAAGUCUAAGUCCAUGGAGAGUGGAAGUAGAUCCUCCCGAGAGAGUGGAAGCGAGUCCUCCAGACAGAGCAAGUCUAAGUCCAUGGAGAGUGGAAGUAGAUCCUCACGAAAGAGUGGAAGCGAGUCCUCCAGACAGAGCAAGUCUAAGUCCAUGGAGAGUGGAAGUAGAUCCUCCCGAGAGAGUGGAAGCGAGUCCUCCAGACAGAGCAAGUCUAAGUCCAUGGAGAGUGGAAGUAGAUCCUCACGAAAGAGUGGAAGCGAGUCCUCCAGACAGAGCAAGUCUAAGCCCGGGGAAAGUGGAAGUAGAUCCUCACGAAAGAGUGGAAGCGAGUCCUCCAGACAGAGCAAGUCUAAGUCCAUGGAGAGUGGAAGUAGAUCCUCCCGAGAGAGUGGAAGCGAGUCCUCUAGUCAUAGCCAAUUUGACUUUAGCCAGAGAAGACUUUUGGAAAGAUGUCAUGAUCCCACACAAAGAUUUCCAAAUAGCAGAGUUGAUGGGAAUGAAAAGGAAAUCGCAACAUUUUCUGAAAACAGUGUUUCAGUGCCCCUGGAAGAAGAGCAGUACAUGAUUGUCAGUCCAACUUUAAAGAAAGAUGACGGAUCCAGAAGCUAUAACAAGAAACAUUUCUGCUUUUAUUGCAAGAAGUUUGUCCAGAAAAUGUCAAGACACUUAUGGCGUAAACACCAAGAUGAAUCGGAUGUUGCGAAAGCAUUCAGUUUACCAAAAAACUCAAAGGAAAGAAAACUACAAUUGGACUACAUACGAAAUAAGGGAAACUUCGAGCACAACAGUCAUGUUUUGGAAAAAAAAAAAGGAAAACUAAUCCCAUGUAAACAACCAGUAAAAAAGUCAGACGGACAUAAAUUUGCACAUUGCAUUCAUUGCUAUGGGCUGUUCUCAAGAAGAGCGAUGUGGCGGCAUUUCAAGGUCUGCAGCUUCAAACCCAAAAAUGCUAAACCUGGUAAAAAUAGAGUUCAGGCAUUAUGUGCUUUCGCUGAACCUUCUCCAUCAGAAUAUACAGAUGCGUAUUGGAAGUUCUUGAGUGUAAUGAUUCAGGACGAGAUCACAGUUGCAAUUAAAGGAGACAACUGCAUCCUCAAUUAUGGGUUCAGGUUGUUCAAAAAGAAUGAGAAGAUAGUCAGUCAACACCAGUAUAUACGCCAAAAACUGCGAGAACUUGGCAGGCUUUUAUUGGAAGCUAAAAAAAUCACACGUGUGAGGACCAUUCAAGAACUCAUCAAACCUGAACAGUACUCACAGGUUGUCAGAGCUGCAAAGAACCUAUCUGGAUUCAGUGAGGAAACUGGGAUAUACCAAUGUCCAUCUCUUGCACGCAAGGUAGGACACAGCCUGCAUUCGUUGGCUAUGUUUAUCAAGUCCGAAGGACUGAAAAAGAGAGAUAAGGAAACCAUUAAAGAUGCUGAGGAGUUCGCACAGUUGUAUUUAGAGAGUUGGAGGUUUGAUAUUGCAGGCCAGGCAUUAACCCAGCUUAACCGGGCCAAAUGGAAUGCACCGCAACUUUUACCUCUUACACAAGAUAUCCAAAAGCUACAUUGCUAUCUAGAAGAAAAACAGCAGCAACAUCUCAAAGAUUUAAAAGAACAUCAUUCAUCCACAAAUUGGAAGGAACUUGCAAAAGUAACGUUGACUCAAGUUAUGCUUUUUAAUCGGCGGAGAGCAGGUGAAGUGUCCCGAAUGCACCUGUCUGCAUACUUAUCGAAAGACACAUCAGAGGAACAGGGAGAUGUAAAUUUGGCCCUCACACCGCUUGAGCAGAAGCUCUGCAGGCAUUUCGUGCGAAUAGCAAUUGUUGGAAAAAGAGGAAGGAAGGUUCCAGUUCUUCUAACCCCAUUAAUGAGAGAAUCACUUGAUGCUCUUACUGAGUGCAGAGAAGUAUGUGGGGUGCUGAAGGACAAUGAAUAUCUGUUUGCAUUGCCACAAUCUGCCCAUUACCUCAGGGCUUGUGACUGCAUGAGGCAAUUUGUCAGUGAAUGCGGUGACAUAAAAAAUCCUCAAGCGCUAAAAUCAAUUCAACUGAGGAAACAUAUUGCUACCCUGUCUACUGUUUUGAACCUCAAAACCACCGAGCUCGACCAGUUGGCAGACUUCCUCGGUCAUAAUAUCGCUGUUCACAGGAAACACUACAGGCUCCCAGAAAGCACCCUCCAAUUAGCCAAAGUGAGUAAAGUCCUCCUCGCAAUGGAACAAGGACGCCUAGGAGAUUACAAAGGAAAGAGCCUCGAUGAAAUACAAGUCGAUGUGAAUGAGACCAUUGACAUGGAGGGACCUUUAGCUGAGGAUAUUGAAGAUGUCGGUAUGCUAAGAGAUGAUGGGUCAGACGAUGAGCUCAUAUCAUCCACGCAAGAAUGUACCUCCACAUCACAAAGUCAAAACCAGAGAGUGUCUUCAACCGAUGUCAGUAUGCCAAGAGAAGAGGGGUCAGAAGAUGAGGUCAGCGUGUCAUCCCUGCAAGAAUGUCCCUCCACAUCACAAGUCCAAAACCGGAGUGUGUCUGCAAAAAAGAGAGGAAAACAAACGGCCGUCAAAAGAAGCUGGACCCCAGACGAGUGUGCUGCCGUGGACACACAUUUGAGGAGAUUUAUUGUAAUGAAUCAAGUUCCUGGGAAAGAAGAAUGUCAGCGCUGCAUUACUGCAGAACCUCAAGCUCUCAGAAAUAGAGACUGGAAAGCAGUUAAAUAUUAUGUCAAAAAUCGCAUUACAGCUCUGAGAAGAAAAGUCUAGUGUGAAAAGCACUGGAACUGAGGUAAUGAAUGUUGGAUGGAUGUAGGAUAGAUGUUGGAAGGAUGGAUGUAGGGUAGAUGUUGGAAGGAUGGAUGUAGGGUAGAUGUUGGAAGGAUGGAUGUAGGGUAGAUGUUGGAAGGAUGGAUGUAGGGUAGAUGUUGGAAGGAUGGAUGUAGGAUAGAUGUUGGAAGGA
Messenger RNA from Pimephales promelas (fathead minnow), 4923 nucleotides. The record is from RefSeq and is a predicted model, not a curated record. Lineage: Eukaryota; Metazoa; Chordata; Actinopteri; Cypriniformes; Leuciscidae.